Caenorhabditis briggsae is the source of this 852-nucleotide messenger RNA. The record is from RefSeq and is a predicted model, not a curated record. The transcript has 5 exons. NCBI's taxonomy places the organism in Eukaryota, Metazoa, Nematoda, Chromadorea, Rhabditida, Rhabditidae. Bases 1 to 852 code for a protein of 283 amino acids.
AUGGAAGGCGAUACGACUAAAACACCUUACAACACGAUCUAUGCGACAUUGAAGAACAAAAAGACGGAUGGAGAAGUGUUGUGUUGUGUUCACGGAAGCAAGUGUGUCUACAACAAGCAACACGAUGGGAAAUCCAACGAAAACCAAUAUGUCAAUUUGGGAUCUCCCAAAAAGGAAGAGCAAGUCGCUUCGAAAUUAACUGAGAAGCUGAAGAAAUUGGUUGAAAUCGAGGAGAAGAAAUCGGAGACACGUAGCAAACCAGAGUUGAUGAGUUUGCAUAACUUCAUGACUUUUGAUGAGAAACCGAAGAAGGCGAAAAGUGAGAAGAGAAAGAAGAAGAUUCCAUCUUUUGUGAAUGAUUCUGAAUCCUACAUCAUGCUUGGUCCAAAGAGUGAAGAGCAAAUUGCACCAGCAAUUUCUGCGAACCAAUCUUCAACCGCUCCCCCACCGCAAUCAAACGAUAUUUCGAUCAUCGAACAAUCGAACAACACUUUCAAAAUCGGUGAAGCUUCUUCUGCUUACAUCGGUGUUCUUACACUCACUGAAGCGGAGAAUCGUCUGACCAAUCGUGGAGAAUUCGCUCUCUACCACCUGUCAAACCCAGAUGGCCGUCUCGAUACUCUCACUGAAAAGCUUCCAUUGAUACUCGUUUACCGUACUACCACCAAAAAGAAUCGUCACUAUUCGAUUCGUACAACUUUGGAUCAACACUUUUUCGUUGAUUGUGGAUAUCCAAAUGUUCGCAAACAUUAUUCUCUCAAUCAGUUGGUCAUGUUCUACAAGACUUCUGCCACGUGCGAAAUCAAUCCGGAUGACACUUCUGCUGAUUCAUUCUCCUGGUGGCUCGAGUAG